This is a messenger RNA of Soboliphyme baturini, 637 nucleotides long. Lineage: Eukaryota; Metazoa; Nematoda; Enoplea; Dioctophymatida; Soboliphymatidae. The record is from the annotation of a GenBank genome assembly.
UUAAUAUCUGUUACUUUUCCCUGUCUUAUAUAUUUGUGAGGUCUUAUGAAGUUUUCGUGACAUUUCAGACAUAACUAACAGCCUGUUCGACAUUCUCAGCAAAGAUGAACCAUUCGUUGAUCGCGUAUUGGUAGUGUCAACUUUAUGCGAAGCUUUGGGUGUAGCGUUUGUGCUGUUCGAUCUUUCGGCGGAGAUCUUUGGUGAGCAAGUGGUUGCGUUGAACGCUGGUAUUCGAGAAUCUGACGCUCCUCGCUAUCGAGGUUAUGCAGUUAAGUGUUUCAACCUGUUGCAGAGGAGCAGUGCUCCUCAGUCGCCGAGUUUUUUCAUGCGCGAAGGCAGAAGAAUCGCCGCCUCGCUGUUACCGAUGCUCAAUUUUGUGGCUCCUUCAGAACUAGAAGAAGAAAUCGUUGAAUUUUUUCUCAUUCAUUUGUGCCUUCGCUGUCCGAACCUUUGUUUCGUCGACAGUGAGGAGGGAAACAGUGAUGAUACGAAGCAAAUGUGCCUAAGGCUCUGCUCGAAAUUCCAUGAAGACAUGCUGAAGAUCCCGCUGAAAAGCGCCGCUUUUCGCUCUACCCGACAUCGCCAUCAAACCGUCGAGCUGCUCAGUCGCGUAGUGCUGCUUCUCUUCUCCGGAAAC